Molecule: messenger RNA, 1986 nt
Organism: Daldinia caldariorum
Lineage: Eukaryota; Fungi; Ascomycota; Sordariomycetes; Xylariales; Hypoxylaceae
Exons: 2
Coding region: 273-1727 (484 amino acids)
Source: RefSeq, a predicted model, not a curated record
CCCGCUCCCUCCCCCCAUAUCUUAUGCCAAGACGGUCCAUUUCAACUACAUACAUAGUACUACCUAUUAUUUACGUACCUCCUAUCUGAUCUAAGGACUACCUAUACCAAAAUUUACUGAACGUUUUUAUUAAAUUCCUAUGAAAUACGGAUUUCAGUCACUUGGGUAUUUUCUGAAGGCUUGAAGUUUUCGACGAGCUAAGGAACCGGAACUGAUGACCACCUCGGAUCUUUGCUUCUUUAGGGUACGGCCUCACACGGGAGACAAGCCAGAUGGACGACUCGGGCGGUGCUUCAGAUGCCAAUGCGUCAGAGCCCAAUCUUACCGAGAAGCUUCCUGAAGUCGUCAACAUUACCCAAGGUGGAGAUUUGAUUCUAGAUGUAACUUUUGAGAAUUCCAAGGAUACUAUUCGGACCGCACGGGUUGCCCAAUCGAAACUGUUUAGUCGGGAUUCACAACCCGCACCGAAGAGGAAGGCCCGCUUAGGUUUCCGUGUAAGCCUCAAAGAGCUUAAGACUCAGUCCAAGUACUUUGAAAGACUUCUCACCGACAGUCGCUUCAAGGAGGCGAAGGAUAUAUCGAGCGCCUUUGCCGCGCUCUCGGUGAGGAGCGUCAAGCCCGAAACUGCUGAGGCAAAGGAGCUUCCCUGGAUCAAAAUACAAGAUGACGACCAGGCAACUCACUACGCACACCGCGAGGGCGCAUUUGGCGAUCUCCUGCGGAUUCUUCACGGCAAGGAAGUAGUCACUAAGUUCACGAUGUCGUUUGUAACCACAUUGGCCGUCUUGGCCGAUCGCUUCGACUGCGCAUCCGCAGUCUCGAAAUACCUCGUCGCGGGCACGAGGUUCAAGUGGCCUGUGACGAAUCGCAAGCCGGCGAGAGAUGAGUCGGUGGUCAUGAGCCGCAGUAAUGAGGAUAUCUUACGCCAGAAGAUACUCGUGUCUUGGCUGCUGAAUCAGCCUGCUAGGUUCCAGGCCGCCACCAAGGAGAUCAUCAUGAAUGGCUCUUGCCGGUGGAGUUCCUUUGCUCAAGACGAUGAGUCGUCGGAUGCUACUUGGUGGUACUUACAGGAUGGUCUCGAGCAAGAAUUGCAAUACCGCCGCCAAUGCAUACUAAACACAAUAGCUUCCGUCCAGCGGCACUUCCUCGCAUUAUACACGUCGCGCACGCGGCAGUGCAAGCUCGGCUACGACUCCAGCGCAGCCUGCGACUCGUACCAGCUAGGGGAGAUGUUCAAGUUCCUCAUGCACAAGAACCUGCUAUUCCCAGUCGACUUCUCCCCGGGAUCCCUGGACUCGAUAGCCGACACCUCGCUGCUGCAAAUCGAGUCCGUCCUCGCCACGCUCCGGCAGUGCCCCAGCUACCAGAUCGACAAGAACCACACCAACUGCGGGCUGCGCACGCGCGUCCUGCCCAUCCUGGACUUCAUACUCGGCCUGCUGUCGGCGAACUCCGUGCCCAUCACCAGGAGCACGUGGAGGAGCAAUCGCCAGGCGGUCGCGUGGAUGCCGCCCGAGGGGGAUGCGGAGGGCAAGGGUAAGCAAGAAGCGCGCCCGUUUCGGUUUACGAGGUCGUUGGCGGGAGACCAGCGGUUGCGGUUUGAGAAUGCGUUGGGCGCGGAUAAAUUUGCCAGAGACGUGUUUACGGCGGCGAGCUGGGAUUGGACGGCGGAGGAUCAGGGGUAUGACGAUUUGCCGUCCACUACUCCGAGGUGGAGCUUGAAGUAGGUGUUAGAGAUGCUAGAUACAGCAGGGAGGUAACUAGUAUAGAUUCUGGGUCUGGAAAUAAGGGGGUCGGAAAGAAGUGUAGGUAUAUUUUGGAAUUUAUGCUUAGGUGCACAAAAUAUGGAAAAGAACCUGGAUACCGUGGUAAUUACCUUAGAUCCCAGAUCAAACCUCAGUACGCUCUUACACAACUUCCAUUUCUAUAUAGGUAAGUGUGGUAAGUGUGGUAUAGCAUGUUAUAAACGAAACUUCGAGAAUCAGG